Colletotrichum spaethianum is the source of this 1809-nucleotide messenger RNA. Its product is annotated as peptide transporter PTR2. Gene Ontology annotation, biological process: transmembrane transport. The record is from RefSeq and is a predicted model, not a curated record. The transcript is spliced from 3 exons. Lineage: Eukaryota; Fungi; Ascomycota; Sordariomycetes; Glomerellales; Glomerellaceae. Gene Ontology annotation, cellular component: membrane. Gene Ontology annotation, molecular function: dipeptide transmembrane transporter activity. Bases 1 to 1809 code for a protein of 602 amino acids.
AUGGCUGAGAACGUCGUUGGCCUUAACGUACACAAAGUCGUCGAGCCCGACUCCGACCAAGGCGUACAUCCCGAAAAGAAGCAACAUGUCAGCGCCCUUGAUGUAGAGUCUCAACCAAACUCUCUUGAGCAAACAAGCUCUAUAUUGGACGAUGUGUCCUAUCCGGCCCCGACGGAGGAGGAGCGCUCGACUUUGCGCAAAGUCGCCGACUCGAUUCCCGUAACAGCAUGGUCACUCUGUGUAGUAGAGAUGGCCGAGAGAGCAUCAUUCUAUGGCGUCAAGGCAGCCUUCAACAACUACCUUCAGUUUCCCCUCCCCGAAGGCGGCCCUGGCACUGGUGCCAUCGACCCCUCUAAGCCCAACUCCCAUGCCGGCGCUCUCGGCCUCGGGCUUCAAACAGCCUCAGCAUUAGGGCUACUGUUCACGUUCCUGGCCUAUUUCAUCCCAAUCUUUGGCGCUUGGAUUGCAGACGUCAAGAUUGGUAGAUACAAAGCCAUAGCAUUGGGUGUGGUCAUCGGGGGUAUCUCCCAUGUCAUCAUGGUCGGCGGUGCUGCCCCCUCUGUCUUGCAGGGCAGCAAAGCAGGCGCCGUUGCUGUUUUCCUCAUCAGCUACUUCCUCCUGGCCAUUGGGGCGGGUAUCUUUAAGCCCAAUGUCGCACCGACUGUUAUCGACCAGUACAAGCACCAGCGGGAAUAUACCAAGGUGCUUAAGUCUGGAGAGAAGGUUAUUGUCGACCCUGAGACCACUAUCAACCACAUCAUGUUAAUCUUCUACGCCUUCAUCAACGUCGGCGCCUUUUUCUCCAUCGCGGUCGUCUACAUCGAGAAGUACCACAGCUUUUGGCUAGCUUAUCUCGUGCCCGGAAUUGUGUAUUUCCUCUUGCCGGUCUUGCUUGCCGCCACAUACAAGCGCACAGUCAGAAUCCCUCCCCAAGGCUCCGACCUCAAUCGCUUUGUCAAGAUCACUACCACAGGAAUCAAGGCUAGCAAGGGCAACAUUUUCUCAAAAAACUUCUGGCAGAACAUCAAGCCUACAACCCUGGCAGAGCGAGGGGUCCAUGUUAGCUACUCGGAGAAGGAUGUUGAUGAUGCACGCCGCACGUGGCAAGCUGUUCAGAUCUUCCUGUACAUCCCUGUCUGGUACUUGAACGAUGGUGGCGUCGGCAACGUGCAGAGCAACCAGGGAGCAGCGAUGACAUCUGACGGCGCACCUAACGACUUGCUCAGUCAUUUCAACCCUUUGGUCAUCAUCAUCUUCUCCCCGUUUAUGGCAAACGUCGUGUACCCCUUCCUUGAGCGCAGAAACAUCAAAAUCGGUCGUAUCAGCAGAAUGACGAUAGGGUUCGUUCUUGCUACCAUCUCAUCCGUCAUUGGUGCGUUGGUUCAAUGGCGUGUAUACGAGACAAGCCCUUGUGGCUACUAUGCCAGUGACUGCAAUGACGUCUCACCCCUCUCUAUUUGGUGGCAGAUCCCUAAUGUCGCCCUUGGCGCCAUGUCUGAGAUUUUUGUCAAUGUUACAGCCUACGAGCUGGCGUACGCUCGUGCUCCCGAGCACAUGAGAUCAACUGUCGUUGCUCUCUUUCUGUUCAUGACUGCUUUGAGCAGUGCAAUGGGCCAAAUCCUGCUCCCCUCUAUCGCGGACCCAACUCUCAUAUGGGCCUGGGCGGCUCCCGGUAUCGCCCUCUUCGUCCAAACUAUCGUGUUCUGGUACAGACAUCGCCACCUCAACGAUGAUGUUUUUAUGACCUACAAGGAGGACUUUGAGAGCGUGAGAUCAAAUGAGAAGAUCGUUGACAAAGAGGAAAAGUGA